Nymphaea colorata (pocket water lily) is the source of this 3361-nucleotide messenger RNA. RefSeq lists its product as uncharacterized. The transcript has 12 exons. The record is from RefSeq and is a predicted model, not a curated record. Bases 221 to 2779 code for a protein of 852 amino acids. NCBI's taxonomy places the organism in Eukaryota, Viridiplantae, Streptophyta, Magnoliopsida, Nymphaeales, Nymphaeaceae.
AUACCUCUCUCCCUCCCUCUCUCUGACUGUCUCUCUCUCUCAAUUCCUCUGUUGCUUUGCCCUAGGGUUUGCAUUGAUCGUUCUUUUCUCCAGCGAAUCGACCGUCGGAAAGUGGGUGGCCCGAUUCUGUUUGAUCCAGAGGUCUCUUUGGAUGCUUUUAAUCUAGAGUUAUUGGAAAUUCAGAUACUCUUGAAGACGGUAAGGUGUUGAAUCAAGCAUCAUGAACUUUUUGCUGAGAAGCACUCAGUCUAUAACAUCAGAACCUCCUAGUGCAACAGAAGUGUCCACAGGGAGGCACAAAGUUUCCAAGUCAGCUACUUUGGAGGGCCUUAUUAGUGAAGAGCCACUCUCCAAUCAAUCUGGAGAUGAGGACGGUCAACAAAAUAUGGACGGCUUUGGGACUGUAGGAAAUGAUGUAGAGGAUGAUCUGCCUCCAAAGGCCAGCAGUACUAGCAGCACUAUAAAAGAUCAUGUGGACGUUUCUGAAGAAGAAGGACGGAUAGUCAUUCCAUGCAAGGAGCUUUCUGAAGAUUGGAGUGAUGCAAGUAGCAUACAUUCAUUUCACUCUUUAGACCGUGGCUUUGUCUUCCCUGGUGAGCAAUUUCAUAUUCUUGUGUGCUUGUCAGCAUCAAGACAUGAAACAGAGGUUAUAACGCCCUUCAGAGUAGCUGCUGUAAUGAGCCGAAGUGGUUCUCCUGAGCUAAAAGCUAGUUGGAAUGCCCUCAGAAAAGGAAAUGGUUCCAAUUCAGUUCAUACCGAUGAAAUCUCUGCAAAUCACACUUCCAAGGAGAAUGGGGAUCUUGGAACUCCCGGCAAAAGUGUUGCUCCAACGCUUGAUGUUUCAGCAACUGAAUACCUUCUCAGGAUGGAAGAUCACAAGCAACAGACUGAGGCAAUGCUUAAUAGAUUCAAGAAUUCACACUUUUUUGUUAGGGUUGCUAGUUCAGAUGAGCCCCUUUGGUGCAAGAAAAGUGAAGUGGAAUUUUCUGCAAGUUCUGAGGUUACUGGUGAGAACAAUAACAUGACUGGUACUGCCUGUAAGAAAGCUUCAGGAAGAGUGGAUUUCCCUUCUGCAGUCAUAGAGAGAGGAUCUUUUAAUUCUCAUGCAUCUGGUGGAGUGGCUCGAAAUAUUGAGAGAUGCUGCUCCCUCUCAAAUGGAGAUAUAGUGGUUCUUUUACAAGUGAAUGUUGGAGCUAAUGUUACAAAAGAUCCUGUCCUUGAGGUUCUUCAGUUUGAGAAAGAUGAGAGUGAGUCAUCUCAAGAAAUACCUGAGAACAUGCCAGACAGCAGUGACCAUGACCCUUGUGGAAAUUUGCUUAAAUGGCUGCUCCCUUUGGAUCGUCCUUUAACUCCCCCACUUCGUCCUCAGUUGCCUCCUUCUUUGAGCUCAAAUUUGGGUUCUGUAAGUGUGUCACAAAGAUCAACCUCAUCUAAUACAUCAAGCACCCCUCUUUUUUCAUUUGGCAAUUUUAGGAGUUACUCGAUGUCAUCUCUCCCACCAACUGUGACACCACCCACACCUGCCAUUCCUUCUCCAUCUAGGCCUGCUUUUGCUUUAGAAGAUUGGGAUCACUUUCUAUCCCAGAAGCUUGUGAAAAGUAAAGAAGUUGGUACUGAAGAUAUUUUAUCUUUCAGGGGUGUAGCUCUAGAGCCAAAUAGAUUCUCUGUUCAUUGUGGGCUAGAAGGCCUAUAUAUACCAGGCAGGAGGUGGAGAAGAAAGAUUGAAAUUAUUCAACCAGUAAAAAUUCAUUCCUUUGCAUCUGACUGCAAUACGGAGGACCUCCUGUGUGUUCAGAUAAAGAACGUCGUUCCAGAACAUGUCUCGGAUGUAGUGAUAUUUGUUGAUUCUAUAAAUCUAAUCUUUGAGGAAUCAUCAAAAGGGAAGCCAUCUGUAUCUCUACCAAUUGCAUGUAUUGAGCCUGGUGAUGAUCAUAGUCUACCAAAUCUUGCACUCAGGAGAGGGGAAGAGCAUUCAUUCAUCUUAAAGCUGGCUCCUUCACUGUGGAAAGAUUCCAAUGCAUGUGGUGAAAAAAAUUUGAAUCCUCCCAGUACGUAUUCAUCUAGGAAAGGCAUUUCCUCAGGCUCUGACGAGUAUGCAGUUAUUGUAUCAUGCCGAAGUAACUACACAGAAUCAAAGCUCUUCUUCAAGCAUUCUACUAGUUGGCGACCUAGAUUAGCAAAAGAUCUCAUGAUAUCAGUAGCAUCAGAAAUGUCAGAACAAAAUCUUGGGCUGAGCGGGGGUUUGUCAGAGCUUCCUGUGCAGGUGCUGACACUCCAGGCAUCAAAUUUAACUCCUGAAGAUCUAACAUUAACUGUUCUUGCUCCGGAGUCAUUCACCUCACCGUCUACGGUUGUAUCCUUGAAUUCUGCACCAUCCACUCCUAUGGGCUCAUUCAUGAACUUUACAGAAUUUAAAGGAAAAGACGGUUUGGAGGAAGACACCAACUCUCGGAGACGAUCUCUGCCGAAAAAUUCAGAGAAGGAGAACAUUGGUGGCACGAAAAGAUCUGUUUCUUUCAACCAACAUGAAGCACCUGUGGAAUUUCUUCCUGAUGCAAGUACUUCUUGUACACACCUAUGGUUGCAGAGCAGAGUUCCCUUAGGAUGUGUUCCUUCUCAAUCAACUGCAACUGUGAGGCUUGAAUUACUUCCACUAACAGAUGGGAUAAUAACUCUUGAUACGCUGCAGAUUGCGGUAAAAGAAAAAGAUCUGGUUUAUGUACCUGAGAGUUCAUUGAAGAUAUAUUCAACCUCUAGUAUUGCAACUAGCAUUGCGUAAUACAUGCACAUUAGAGUGGUGUUUGCCUGUUUAGAUUUUCUGGAUAAACAAUCAUCAGCUCGGUUCACACCUUAGGAAAAGUACGAGAAACUGGUUGCAAAGCUGAAGUUUUUUGUCAGCAGUGGCGAUGUUGUAAACAGCAGUCCAGUAGGGAAGCAGAUCCAAAUUUGCAGAAGCAUUUGAGAUUGAAUUACUGAAGCUUCAGGCUCAAUAAGUGAUAGAGAGGAGAUAAAUUCUUUUCCAGCCUGGCCUUUCUCCUUGGGGAAUUGCUUUGUAACAUCUACCUAGAUACAACGGAGCUUUGAAAAGGUAAAUCUGUAAGCCCGUCAGAGAUAAGCAAGAGUGACAUUCUUUUCAAGCCUCAUCAUUUUGCUUCCUUGCGAUGUCAUGUGAUUUUGCCUAAUCUAUGGUAAGAUCUGUUUCCUAUUGCAAGUGUUUGAGUGCGUGGUAAGCGGAGAGCUGUGAAGUGAAGUUUGUGAGUGAUUGAGAAUGUGGUGAGAGGAAUUGUGAAGGAUCUUGAUCAAGUACAAACAUUCAAUUCUGCAACCUUUGCUUGUCUGUCUUCUUAAGACAUUGUUGCCA